Molecule: messenger RNA, 1458 nt
Organism: Eublepharis macularius
Lineage: Eukaryota; Metazoa; Chordata; Lepidosauria; Squamata; Eublepharidae
Product: zinc finger protein 557-like
Exons: 4
Coding region: 148-510 (120 amino acids)
Biological process (GO): regulation of DNA-templated transcription
Source: RefSeq, a predicted model, not a curated record
CUCUCCUUUGGAGGCUUCAGGGGGGCGAGUCCCCCUUCCCGGAGGCGCGGCCAGGAGGGGGGCUGGCGAGGCUUCGCAAAAGGGGCUCCGCUUCUUCCUCCGCGCCGCCGCAGCUCCUUCGCCGACAGCAAUGAAGAUACACUCUUGAUGGCUUCUCCAGUGUCUCCUCCCUGUGGUGAAGGGAAAAGGCCAGCCAUGCAACCAGCUGAGGGUGGGGUGUCCUUUGAAGAGGUGGCUGUGUAUUUCACCCAGGGGGAGUGGAGAUUGCUGAGCCCAUCCCAGAGAGCUCUCUAUAAGGAAGUCAUGCUGGAGAAUUUUGGGAACGUGGCCUCUCUGGGGCCUCAGAUUGCCAAGCCGGACCUCAUCUCCUGGCUGGAAGAGGAGGAGAAGCAGUUUCCCCUGAUCUCUGAUGAAGAGGAGGGAUUGGCAGGUAGCUGUCCUGGGGUUGUGCGUUGCCUGCGCUUCCUCCCAAAGGCUCUGGCAUUUCUGUGUCCUUGUGUGUCCUCAUAGGUUGAGCUGCUUUUCAGACUUUUCUGCAUGCUUGACUUAUUCCUGAUAUUCUUAGCAGUUGAUCCACAAGCACUGGAAUCAGUUUGAGUCUUGUUCUUCCGCAUUUCUGCUCUCCCUCUUCAUUUCUGCAGUUGUGGAGUCAGUUUAUUUUCUUCCUCAAGUGAGUUAAAUAAUGAGGAUUUUCUAGUGAUGGAAAUGAAUUUAGCGGACUAGAGUAUUUUCAUGUGCCUUUCCUACUUUCAUGUAAUGGAGAUGUAUUUUUACUGUGCAAAAAGUGAACACUGGGGUCAAGUGCCCAGGCAGAUGACAUGUGCAAAUGGCAGUCACUGUGAGGUGCCUGUUAUCUGAAGUUUGGUGAAAGGCUACCCACAUAUGUAUACUGGCCUAGCUUACUGGUAGUAAGAUGCACCUGUAACCACUAUGUACUAUGCCAUACGUGGCUGUAGAAUAAGAAUAGAGGAAAGGGGGGAGAAGGACCAGCUGCAAGUAGGACAGCCAGAGGGAGUUUACCUUCAAGAAAUAGAAAUAGCAGACACCGAACUUUGUUCUAGAAAGGAAGGACGCAGAGAUAAGGACUUGCGUCCUUUCCCCUAGACUGGCAGGACGCGUCAAGGACAUGAAGAGCUCCCAGGUGUCAGAAGGGAGCCUAAGUAGCUUCAAAAGUAGUAUUUUGCCUGCAAAGCACAAAAUGUUGCUAAUAAAAGAUGUUCCUCGACAAGAUAUUCUUGAGGUGAUAAGCAAUGACGUCCAGAAUUGUUCUUCCGAUGUGAGAUAGGGGUGGUCACUUGGUUGGACCAAUGUAGUCCCAAGGUUAUAACUUAUGUAACUUAUGCUAAUUGACCCAAAGGUAUAAAAUCUUACAUUGUAGCAUCAUAGCUCCGAAGAACUGAUCAGUUCAAGGAGCCCUUUUUUCUCCUGGUAACUGUAUUAUUCUUCCUUUGCUUAUAA